UUACUCAUAUCAAACAUCAAUCUUCUACACACAAGAUCCAACUUAAAGUUCAAUAACCUAGCUACUACUACAACAACAAGUUUCUUCUUGAUCUCAUACACAAGCUUUAGAAAUGGCAACAGCAUCGUUCAACAUGCAAUCAGUCUUCGCCGGUGGAUUGACCACUACCCGCAAGAUCAACACCAACAAGCUUUUUUCUGCCGGUAGCUUCCCUAACCUCAAGAGGAACUUUCCGGUUGGAGUGAGAUGCAUGGCUGAGGGAGAUCCCACGAAGCAAGACUCUACACCUACACCCUCUACCUCCGCAUCUCAGCCGUUACCUAAGUCACCAUCGCCUCCUCCUCCCAUGAAACCUAAGGUGAGCACCAAGUUUAGCGACUUGCUAGCGUUCAGCGGUCCAGCACCAGAGAGAAUCAACGGACGUUUAGCGAUGGUUGGAUUCGUGGCUGCUUUGGCCGUUGAGCUAUCUAAAGGUGAAAACGUUUUGGCUCAGAUCUCCGACGGUGGAGUCUCGUGGUUCCUCGGUACUACUGCGAUCUUGACACUUGCCUCGCUUGUGCCACUUUUCAAGGGCAUUACCGCCGAGUCAAAGUCCGAUGGUAUCAUGACAUCAGACGCUGAGCUUUGGAACGGACGUUUCGCUAUGCUCGGUUUGGUCGCGUUGGCCUUCACUGAGUUCGUCAAGGGAGGAACACUCGUCUAAGGGACAAGCUAGAAUACGUAUAUCGGGAGGAUGUUUUAUUACGAUUUUGCCCAUGUAUGUAUGUUCUCUGUAAAGUAUGGUAAUUUGUGUUUAGGCCUAUAUUGUGUGUCUUUAUACAUAUGUACUAGUGACAUUUGAAACGUUUAAACGCUUUUGAUAUAAGAGUGAUGUUCAUUAACAUUAAAACGUUCAA
Capsella rubella is the source of this 896-nucleotide messenger RNA. Its product is annotated as early light-induced protein 1, chloroplastic. Lineage: Eukaryota; Viridiplantae; Streptophyta; Magnoliopsida; Brassicales; Brassicaceae. The transcript is spliced from 3 exons. The record is from RefSeq and is a predicted model, not a curated record. Bases 113 to 703 code for a protein of 196 amino acids.